GUGUAAUUAAAAUUAUACGAAAAAAAUAAAAAGUUUGGUUUCAUACUUUCAUCUUCACAGCGUGAGCUGAAAAUGAAAUGAGAUUUUGAGACUUACCUCUCUCUGUAAGACGCCACCUCUCAGCUUUGAUCCGAUCAAUUCAAAUGAGAUGGCAUCUCCAAAUAAUGUCGAGUUGGAGGCUGCCAAGUUUCUACAUAAACUUAUUCAAGAUUCUAAAGAUGAGCCAGCCAAGCUGGCUACUAAACUCUAUGUGAUACUACAACAUAUGAAAUCGAGCGGGAAGGAACAUUCAAUGCCAUAUCAAGUGAUAUCAAGGGCGAUGGAGACUGUCAUCAACCAACAUGGUCUUGAUAUCGAAGCAUUGAAGUCAUCACGUCUUCCUUUGACUGGUGGUCCUCAAAUAGGAUCUUCUUCACAAGCAGUGGGUGGUGCACAGGAUUCCAGAGCAGGCUUGGCUGAAAACGAGGCUCCCAAAAUGGAACCCUUUGCAUCUGGUCGACCACCAAUUGCCCCAACUGGAGGAGCUCCUGAUUAUUAUCAAGGAACUGUAGCUCAGAGGAGUAAUCAAUCUUUUGAUCAAGAAAGUCCAUCUAGUUUGGAUUCUAGGUCUGCUAACUCACAGUCACAAGACAGACGUGAUACUGCCAAUCGGGACAAACAGGUGAAUCAAAAGGAUGGUAAGAAAGCUAUCACAAAAAGAAAGAGGGGAGAUUCAACGUCACCGGUGGAAAUGCAUGUUGACAGUUCUUCUCUAGUGGAACCUCGCAACACUGGUGUUAAUACAAGGAAGGGUAAAAUGACCAAGGCUGAACCAUCAGAUGGUAAUCCAGUUAAAAGUGGUGAAAUGACCAACUUUAACAUGGCUUCAAAUAAUAGUCAAUUGGAGAAUAUUUCGACCUUGUCCGGUAACAUGAAAACAAUGCUUAGGGCAAACCAAGAAGGUCAUCAUUUAUUGGGAAAGCAAACCGAUUUGACAAAGAUUGGCAAUCCAAUGGCGCGAGCUCCAAAUUCGAAGUAUCCAGAAGACAUGGAAGUUUCCUCUGCACAUAUUGCUCCCGGGAAGCUGCAAGGUGCUUAUACUAGGGCUCAUGGAGGAAUGGCGGUUCCUUCUAAUGUGUCUGCCAUGAAUGAACCGGUUUUCUCAAGCUCAAUGCAAUAUGGUGGUCCUCUUGAUCGUGAUGGGGGGAAUUCAACUACUUUAGCUGAUGGACAUAAAAUAUCUCAGAUUGGCAGACAAAAUAGUGGCUCAGAAAUGACUAUGCUUAGACAAAGUAUCCCCCCUAGAGAUACAGGAAAAUCCCCCAUCCCUGCUGCUGCAUCAUCUACUAUGCCUUUCAAAGAACAACAGUUAAAACAGCUUCGAGCUCAGUGCCUUGUUUUUCUAGCAUUUAGAAAUGGUUUAGCGCCAAAGAAACUACAUCUUGAAGUUGCAUUUGGAACCACUUUUUCUAAUCAAGAUGGUUCUAAUAAAGAUCAGAAUGACCCCAAAGGAAAGUCACAGUCUCUCCAUGAACCUGGUAACACACCAGGGGUCAUAAUGCCAUUUGGAAGUUCGAGCAAUGUGAGACAGACUGAUAAAAACCCUCCAGGGUCCUCCUCUGCCGGAAAUUUUCUGGAGGCCGAGUCUUUGGUGAUGGGAACUAAGAGCCCAAGAAUGUUAGAAGACAAAGGUAACCUUCAUUCUGACAUCCAGACAUCUUCAGAAGACAGAAAACAUCUAGCCGCAAAAAGAGAUGUUGAAAGACGAAUCCAAGAUAGAGUGGUUGCACAAUCUUCUUCAGCCACUCCAUACCAGCAGAAAGAUUCUUCAAGUACAAGGGGUAUUGUUGGUAAUAGUCAUUUGGAUGAUGUUGACAAUGGUAACCUGCAGGCUGGAAGGGCUAACCAACCUUCUGUUGUAGGCCCGAAUAACUGGACUGGAUUUACUGGUCCUAGUGAGGCUUCAAAAGGUUCUCCACAGGUCUCCACUAUUCAACAUGAGCUGCCUAUUGAAAGAAGAGAGAAUAUUCCUAGUCAGUUUCACAAUUCUAUUAAGCACUUGAAUUCUUAUUCUUUACAAGAGCACUGGAAACCUGUUCCAGGGAUCAAUAGCAAUCCCCAUGGAGUAACCAUGAUGAAGGAUGGAAAUUUAUUGGGCAAAAAUGUUUCUGCAGAGCAAGGAGGGAAUGAGAGGUUAGUAUCAGCUGAUUUGUCACCUUCUCAAAAAUAUACAAUGUUAGAGAGAUGCAUUAUGGAUCAGCAGAAAAAGAGGCUUCUAGUUGAGCAAAAAUGGGUGCAAAAACAGCAGAAAGCAAACGAAAGAAUGACUACAUGUUUUCACAAGUUAAAGGAAAAUGUGAGCUCAAGUGAAGAUAUUUCUGCUAAAACAAAAAGUGUCAUAGAGUUGAAAAAACUUCAAUUAUUAGAGCUCCAACGUCGACUUCGGAGUGAUUUUCUGAAUGAUUUUUUCAAACCAAUUACAACUGAGGUGGAACAUUUGAAAUCGAUUAAGAAACAUAGGCAUGGUAGGAGAGUCAAACAACUUGAAAGGUAUGAACAGAAAAUGAAGGAAGAACGACAAAAACGGAUUCGCGAGAGGCAGAAGGAGUUUUUCAGUGAGAUAGAAGUUCACAAGGAAAAACUUGAUGAUGUAUUCAAAAUCAAGAGAGAACGGUCGAAGGGUUUCAAUAGAUAUGUGAAGGAGUUCCACAAAAGAAAAGAACGUAUUCAUCGUGAGAAAAUUGAUAGAAUCCAGCGGGAGAAGAUUAAUUUGCUAAAAAUAAACGAUGUGGAAGGUUAUCUUCGAAUGGUACAGGAUGCAAAAUCAGAUCGUGUGAAGCAACUCCUUAAAGCGACUGAAAAGUACCUUCAAAAGCUUGGGUCCAAGCUUCAGGAAGCAAAGGCUGCUGCAGGGCGUUUUGGGCAUGACGUGGAUGAGACAGGAAGUACCAGUUUUCUUGAGAAUAGUGAAACUACUUUGGUAGACGAGGAUGAGAGUGAUCAGGCAAAGCAUUACAUGGAAAGUAAUGAGAAGUAUUAUAAGAUGGCCCACAGUAUAAAGGAGAGCAUUGCAGAGCAGCCAUCUAGUCUGCAAGGCGGAAAAUUAAGAGAAUAUCAAAUGAAUGGUCUGAGGUGGCUGGUUUCGUUAUAUAACAAUCAUUUGAAUGGAAUCCUCGCCGAUGAAAUGGGACUUGGUAAAACAGUUCAGGUGAUUUCUCUAAUUUGCUACCUGAUGGAAACCAAAAAUGAUAGAGGACCAUUCCUUGUGGUCGUACCCUCUUCUGUUCUACCUGGUUGGGAGUCAGAGAUAAACUUUUGGGCUCCUAGUGUUAAUAAAAUUGUCUAUGCUGGACCGCCAGAGGAGAGGCGUCGGUUAUUCAAGGAAAGGAUUGUUCACCAGAAAUUCAAUGUUCUUUUGACAACAUACGAAUAUCUGAUGAACAAGCAUGAUAGACCAAAGCUGAGCAAAGUGCAUUGGCACUAUAUAAUAAUUGAUGAAGGUCACCGCAUAAAGAAUGCUUCUUGCAAGUUGAAUGCUGACUUGAAACACUACCAGAGCUUUCACAGAUUGCUGUUAACUGGAACACCAUUGCAGAACAAUCUUGAAGAACUCUGGGCACUACUUAACUUCUUGUUGCCUAACAUAUUCAAUUCAUCAGAGGAUUUCUCUCAAUGGUUUAAUAAGCCAUUUGAGAGUGCUGGAGAUAACUCACCCGAUGAAGCUUUACUGUCUGAGGAGGAGAAUCUCUUGAUCAUUAAUCGUCUGCACCAAGUUUUGAGACCAUUUGUACUUCGGAGGCUUAAACACAAGGUUGAAAAUCAGCUGCCUUCGAAGAUUGAGAGACUUAUAAGAUGCGAGGCGUCUUCAUAUCAAAAACUUUUGAUGAAGAGAGUGGAAGACAAUCUUGGUUCUAUUGGCAAUUCAAAGUCUCGAUCAGUACACAACUCUGUCAUGGAGCUUCGAAAUAUAUGCAAUCAUCCUUAUCUCAGCCAGCUGCAUGCAGAGGAGGUAGAUAACUAUAUACCCAAGCAUUAUCUGCCGCCAAUUAUUAGACUUUGUGGGAAGCUUGAGAUGUUGGACCGCUUAUUACCUAAAUUGAAGGAAACAGAUCACCGGGUUCUUUUCUUUUCGACGAUGACUAGGCUUUUGGAUGUUAUGGAAGAAUACUUAACUUUAAAACAGUAUCGGUACCUCCGGUUAGAUGGGCAUACAUCAGGAGGUGAUCGCGGUGCUCUGAUUGAUCUAUUUAACAAACCUGAUUCUCCAUAUUUUAUCUUCUUACUCAGCAUUCGAGCCGGUGGUGUUGGAGUGAAUCUUCAAGCUGCUGAUACAGUGAUUUUAUUUGACACCGAUUGGAAUCCCCAGGCAAUGAUAUUUCUUUUUAUGGUUUUCUAUAUUAUUAUUAUUAUUAUUGUUGUUGUUGUUGUUGUUGUUAUUAUUAUUAUUAUUAUUAUUAUCUCUUUGUUGGUAUGUUUUCAGGUUGACCUGCAAGCCCAGGCAAGGGCUCAUAGAAUUGGUCAAAAGAAGGAUGUUCUUGUUCUUCGCUUUGAAACAGUACAAACUGUUGAAGAACAAGUCAGAGCUUCAGCUGAGCAUAAACUUGGCGUUGCUAAUCAGAGCAUUACUGCUGGAUUUUUUGACAAUAAUACAAGUGCUGAAGAUCGAAGAGAAUACUUGGAAUCCCUUUUGCGUGAGUGUAAGAAAGAAGAGGCUGCACCUGUUUUGGAUGAUGAUGCUCUAAAUGAUGUCUUAGCUCGCAGUGAAUCAGAGUUAGACGUGUUUGAGGAUAUUGACAGAAAAAGGAAGGAAUAUGAGCUGGCUACAUGGAAGAAAUUGAUGCUUGGACAAGCAGCUGAUGGCUCUGAUGUUGUUAUUCCUCCCCUUCCUUCUCGACUUGUCACUGAUGAAGACCUGAAACAGUUCUACGAAGCAAUGAAGAUAUCUGAAGAUGUGCCUAAGCGUGAGGUAGAAUCUAAUGGAGUAAAACGAAAGGGAGGUGGUCUUGGGGGCCUUGAUACGCAACAUUAUGGCAGGGGAAAACGUGCAAGAGAGGUACGUUCAUAUGAAGAGCAAUGGACAGAAGAGGAGUUUGAGAAGUUGUGUCAGGCUGAAACACCAGAUUCACCCAAAGUAAAAGUGGCAGAGCUGAGCUAUCCAACCAAUACAUCCAGCUCUGGUGUAUCUGCUACUGUCACACAACCUGCACCUGUGCCCCGAGUGGCCCCAAUAUUGCCACCUGUCGAGAGUUUACCAGUACAGCAUGUUAAAGAGAUGACACCGCCGGCAAAACGUGGCCGCGGAAGACCAAAAAGAAUUGCUUCAGAUAAGUCACCAGCUGCAAUAAUCCCUCCAAUACCUUCUGGAAUUGUUGAAGUAGAUAUGCAGUCAAACAAGGGAAAUAUGUCUGUACAUUUAACAUCCUCUGCUUCUGAUUCAGUUGGUCAUUCUGCUCAAGUUACAGGUGUGGGCGGACCUAUACAGCAGUCUACUACAGGAGUGGUUGCUAACGUACCUCCUGCCACUCCUAUGCCUACUAUUCCACUUAAUUCUCGGUUAGCUGCAACUCCUAUGCCUACUAAUUCAGGACCUAUGCCGCAGUCUAAUACAGAAGUGGCUGCUAACACACUACCUGCCACUCCUAUGCCUUCGCAGUCAGCUGCUGCUUCUGUUUCUGCACCUAUUCAAGCUAAAGGACAAGGACGGAAAACACAGAGUGGUGGAGAAGGGCAUAGACGUAGAGGGAAGAAGCAGGCUGUGAUGUCACCUCCUGUACCUGGUGGUUCUGUUGGUCCUGAUGUAAAGGUCAAUGAGCAAUUGGAAGAUAAAUUAGUAAGUCCUUCUUCAGGUCAGGGUAUUCCCCAGAGUGAAACGCCUUCUUCAGGUCAGGGUAUUUCCCAGAGUGAAACACCUUCUUCAGGUCAGGGUAUUUCCCAGAGUGAAACGCCUUCUUCAGGUCAGGGUAUUCCCCAGAGUGAAACGCCUUCUUCAGGUCAGGGUAUUCCCCUGAGUGAAACGCCUUCUUCAGGUCAGGGUAUUCCCCAGAGUGAAACUGUUCCUAGCUUUGCUGCUGUACACGCUCCAACUACCGUUUCAGGUUCUGCUUCUUCAAACUUUGGAAACGAUAAUUUGGGUGUUGGGGUUGUUUUGAAUUCUCAGCUAUCCCUUCCUUUGCCCUCUGUUUCUACUGUGGCUCAAACUGCCCCCAGUUAUCCAUCCGUACAGAUGCAAAGUAAAGGGGGGCAAGUUAGAAAGUCACAACUUAGUGCUGGAGCUUCUCGGCGUAGAGGAAAGAAACAGGCAACAAUGUCAUCACCAGUUCCAGUUGUUUUAGGUGUUUUAUGUCAUCAGGACAUGGAUCAAACUCCUAAUUUACCAAUUUCACCAGGCAUUGUAUCAGGUGAUAAAGCCACUGAAUUGAAAAGCUUGCAGGAGAACAAUGUUCAAGAAUCAAAAUGUAUCGUCCAGGAUCAAGCAUCACAAAGUAAUCGGGAUUUAAAAUCAUUGGAAGGAUCAGACGAUGCCCAGCAGGCAGUGGUCUUGCCUUCGUGUAAAGAUAGUAGUCAUAGUACAUUCAAUUCUCCAGGGCAAGAUUUAGAGAAGGCUAAGCAUGCUGAUGUUCAUGAUUCUUCUGUGAAGAUUAAAUCUUCUGAAGCCACCCCCACUCCUUCUAAAGUUGAAGUUUGCACUAAUUCAGGGAAUGGAAAUUUAUUUGUCAAAACAUUGGCUACUAUUGAGGUUACAAAAGAUCAAUUUUCGGAUGGUAAAACUCAUCAAACAGUUGUAACUUCAAAAACCUCCCCUUUGGUUGUCGACACUUCAACUACUUCCUUGGCUGGUAGUGCAGCUACAGAAAGCAUUAGUCAAUCUGUAGAUCCUGGGACUACAAAGAUUGUUCCCAGUAUAUCAAGCACUACUUAUCCUUCUACACCAGGCUCUGAAUCUUAUCCAAGCUCAUAUGAAUCUUUGUCAGCCAAAAGGCAAGGUCGUAAAACUCAAAACAGAGUGCAGCCACCACGGCGCCGGGGAAAAAAUUCAGCUCCAGUUUUACCUGUUGUUCCCGUUGCUCUUGUUGCCCAAGAUCCUAAAUUAAUUCAACAUGCCCAGAGUUCAUCAGUGAAUUCAUUGGUGGGCAAUGCCACCAAUUCUGCUCAAAAUAAGCAACAGAAAGUCGCAUCGAUAAGGACUGACAGUGCACCUGUAUCCUCAGAUAAGAUUCCUGCUUUUGGCAGAAUACCUAAUGUCAAUGAUGUUGCACGGGUAAUGAAGGAAGUUUUCUCUGGAACUUGUUUGCCAAAACCUAAAGCACAUGAUCCUAUUGGGAACGAAGAUAGAAACACACCUUUUAUACAUGUCACGUCUAAAGCUGCAGUGGAUGCCUCUGGUAGCCAGAGUGUGGAUGAUAAAGCUUGUUCUGAUACAGCAACUGCUGGGGCAGCGUGCCAUAAUGUUACUGUUGCAGUGAAUGAUCAUGAAAAACAAUCAGAAGCGGCAUCCAAUAUGCAGAGUCCAGAAGUAAAAUCAAGUUUAGAUAUGCCAACUGCUGGAGCACUGAGCCCAACACCAGCCUUGCCAGUGAAUGAGAACAAGCAACAAUCCAGCAUUGUAUCUGACAAAAAAGUAGUUCUUGAGAAUGUGGCUCUGCCUAAUGUCAGUAAGCCUGAAACUAUUUGUUAUGGUGAAGUUAAAGAAAAGGAUGAACAAACACAACAUUAUAUUGGAAACUCAACUACUCAGAGUGAAAUGAAGGCUCUUGAUAUAUCUCCACUUAAUGAUGGCCAAAAGAUUGACAGCUGUUCUGAGAGGCUUCCUACUGGUUGUGGCUCCACUGAUUUAAGUACAGAGACCUCCCCCCAUCAGAUAGGUUCAUCUACGAUUUCUAAACCAAGUUUAGAUAUGCCAACUGCUGGAGCACUGAGCCCGACACCAGCCUUGCCAGUGAAUGAGAACAAGCAACAAUCCAGCAUUGUAUCUGACAAAAAAGUAAUUCUUGAGAAUGUGGCUCUGCCUAAUGUCAGCAAGCCUGAAACUAUUUGUUAUGGUGAAGUUAAAGAAAAGGAUGAACAAACACAACAUUAUAUUGGAAACUCAACUACUCAGAGUGAAAUGAAGGCUCUUGAUAUAUCUCCACUUAAUGAUGGCCAAAAGAUUGACAGCUGUUCUGAGAGGCUUCCUACUGGUUGUGGCCCCACUGAUUUAAGUACAGAGACCUCCCCCCAUCAGAUAGGUUCAUCUACGAUUUCUCCUGGUGCUGAACCUCUUUUGGUGGAUGAUCAUAAUCUUGGAAGCCAAUCUGACUCUUUAGAGAAGUGUUCAAGAUCUUCUCCCAUUGAUAUUCAUGGCACAGAAUGCCCAGUAAUUCCAUUGGCACCAGAAAAUUUUAGUAAUAAUCCCGAGUCUGUUCAGGCUGAUAUCUGCAUUCAGAGUCAUUCCUCUGCAAACAAAGCUCCUGAUAUCACAGAGGACACUUAUAAUGAAAAAUUGGAGCCUUCUGAACCAUCUUCGUCCUUUGCUUGUGCUGAUGAUUCUAGGUUAUUGGGUCAGGCUGAAAUUUUGAGUGAUCAACCAAAAGUGACACCACCUAGUCCUGCAACAGAUCCUCAUUCAAGGACAAUGGUACUCUCUUGUAUUUCUGAAAGUGCUGAAAUUAAUUCUAGAAGUGAAACUGACUCAUCUUUAAAAGCGUCUUCUGAACUCUCUCCUGAAGAGGGAAUUGUUGGGUAUAAAAUUUCUGCAUCUGCUGACCAUGAUAGAAAUAGUACUGCUGAGCCUCCGAAUUUGAGCUUGGAUCCUGCAUCACCUUUGCUGGAUCCUGAGAGUCGGAUUAGAAAUCAUUCUCCAAAGGCAUUAGAAACCUCCGUGAAACAGCAUUCAGAGCCAGUUUCUGAAAAGGGAGGUCUUGAAAGCCCCAAAGCUGUUCAAGCUCAGAUGCAUCCAGAUGCAUCAGUACCUGCUGAUCUGCGUGACAUGCCGCUGGUUGAGAGCUUUUCGGAGUCCCUCUCCCAGGAAAGAAGGGAUAUGGGCGAUUCAGUAAGUGAAGCUGUUGUCACCGAUAUAGUGGGUGUUUCCGGAAUUGAUAGUAUUGGGGGAGGAAAUUUGUCUGAAACUGCAGUUCUGCCCCCAUUGACCUUGGUAGAAGAGCAAAAUAGGGGCUUAGUCCCGCUAGAGGAGUCAAUGGAGAAGGCCGUGGUUAAAUGCUCUGGAGUCCAGGAGGAAGCAAAAGUUGAUAAAGUGGAAACUGAUGAUCAAAUGGACUCAUUCACAAAGGGCGUAUGUACCAGUUCAUCAUCAUCAGAUAAUUCGAAAGAUUCUAAAAUUGAGCAGGGUGAUCACUGUAUAUUUGAGAUUGGAGAUGAUACAUUGAAGAGCUUAUCACCUUCGGUAAAGAAGGAAGAGGGGUUCAGUUCAUUGGGUAAUGAUUGUUCAGAAGGCCAUUCAAUGUCUCCAAGGGUUUCAUUGUGCUCUGAUGACUCAUUUGGUAAACCGGGCGUUCGUCAAGUUGAUGAAUUAAUAACUGUCACAGAUACUGUCCAGCCGUCAUUAUCCCAAUUGAAAGAGGAAGAUAAUAUUGGGGUGUCAUCUGAAAAUAAAUCAGUUGCGGUGUCUGUAUCACUGAAUGACACAGAGGGAUCCAAUGCAGAUCAGAAUAAUUGUUCUGAUAGGUUGCAAUCUGGCCAUAUUUUGCCAGAAAAUCAAGACUUGGAAAUCAAUAAAAGGACUGAAGAUUUCCCAGUGACUGUCAGCCACUCUAGUGAGUAUGAGUUCUCGAUGAAAGGCAAAAACUUAGAAGUUGAAAUUACUGAUCAAAUAGAUGCUACUCAGAUUUCUGAAGUUGAGGAUGAUCCACAAAGGCUUACUUCUAAAAACAUGGAUGCGCCGCUUUCUUGCUCACCAGUGAAGGAAGAUAAUGUUGAUCUGUCAAUUCAGGAAGAUAAUGUUGCUUCACCGCCUUCUUGCUUGCCGAUGAAGGAAGAUAAUGUUGAUGUAUUAAUUCAGGAAGAUAAUGUUGCUUCACCGCCUUCUUGCUCGCCGGUGAAGGAAGAUAAUGUUGAUGUGUUAAUUCAGGACGAAAAACUAGAUCCUUUGAUUCUAGAGGGGAGUAGUAGUGAUGGCACCAAGGAUUCUAUUGCAAAUCCUCUACCGCAAGAGAAAUCAGAAUGUUCUGAAGCUGAGAUUGUUCAUCAAAUAAAGGUAUCUGAUUGUGACACGGUUGGUUCAGGAUUGGCAUCCAAAAGCACGGAAUUACAUUCUUCCUUGGUGAUGGAGGAAGAUAAAGUUGAUGUAUCAUCUGAAACUUAUAACAAGGAAUCAAAUCCUUUAGAAGCUGAGAUUGAUCAUCAAAUUGAGGCAUCUACAGAUAUUUCUGGAAGCUGUGCUGCUGAGAUUGUAAGUGUAUCUCAAGUCCCAAAUUCCUCAGCAUCAAUCGAAAAGGAGGAAGGCUUAUCUGAGAAAGCUAUAGAUGGAAUCACUGCUGGAAUGCAGGCUGCUGUAGGAGAUGGAAUGGAUAUUUCAUCUAUAUGCUCUUCAGCAGCAGUGAGUGAGCAUGUUGAGUGCUUGUCUGAGAAGGAUUUAAUUGGCAACUCUGAAGCUGAUGCCACGAAACAGAAAGAUCAAGUCUUGCAAGAAGAAAAUGCACCGAAAGAUGGAGAAAUAAAGGAGUAAUCAAGUGCCUGAAUUUCAGGACCUAAGGAACAUUCUUCAAAAUUCAGAUUGUAAAUGGAAGUGCCCUUGAGAAGAGAAUAGCUAGAAGCCCAAUAAUCUGAAACGAAGUAAUGAAAUCAGUCCCUGUAUAUAUUAUAUAUAUAUCAUAUGUAGGGGUUAUUUUGUACAUAUUAUGUUGUAAUUUAUCCUACUGGUCUUCCUUGUAGUUGAUAUAUUUUGUCCAAUGACCAAGAUUCCUCCAAUUAGUUAUUUUUGUCAGAUGACCAUUUUGUUGAAACAGUAUCGCGACAACUAUUUCAAUGGCACCAUUCCAAGGUUGAUUUAUCGUAGAA
Messenger RNA from Cicer arietinum (chickpea), 10971 nucleotides. Lineage: Eukaryota; Viridiplantae; Streptophyta; Magnoliopsida; Fabales; Fabaceae. The record is from RefSeq and is a predicted model, not a curated record.